CAUUACUACUUCAUUUUCAAUAGAUUCAUUUGCUUUUGAUUAAUUUCAUAUGUGUUAUAUUUAUAUUUAAUAUUAUUUACAUUGCAGAAUGCAAGGGGAUUUUAUUUGAUUAAGGGUUGUUUCCUUUAAAUAUUUUGCAUAUAUUUUAACUGUUUCGGACGUAUAUUUUAUACGUCAUUUCCUGUGUGCUGGCGGGAGAGGAAUAAGUUUUGCGAGCGGCGCUGGAGUUGUAGACUGCAUGAAAAAUUAAGAGAAUAUCCAUAAGCAAGGAUUUUCAGACAUUCCCUCUUAGCUCACAAGCAGGCAAAAGUGUUCUACGGUGUUUACGUCAGUGCUAAGUGUGCUGUAAUUAAACAUCAGUGUGCAAGACGCUUGGAACUUCGCUUUGUGACUAAGAGCGGCAUAGUAGAACACUUCUCUGCUUCGGCGAAAGCUCCGAGAGCAAGUCCAGUGAAGCUACGCGCGAAGUGCAGAAGUCGGCGAGCGACCGAGAGAGAGAGACGCUGCACGCAAGUCAUGGGAAAUGCCACAUUUGGAGCGGUAACAUUUGAAUAAAUAAGCAAGCAGACAAGAGAAGGCAAAGCAAGAACCUUGAAUUUGGGUCUUGGAAGUAGCGCAAGUACUUGUAAACUGCAGCUAAGGUUUCAGUUGUGCCGUAUCUUAUUUGUGCUUAAAGGCAAAUGUGAAUAUUUACGUUGUCCGUAACUAGCAAACUAGUAAAGUAACCAUAAAUACCGUAUUUCUGAAUUAGGCAAUUUAAGGUUUUCGCGUGAAAUAUUUAAUCAUUCGUAUAACUUCAUGCAAGUGUGUCAUUUAUAUUAAUAUUGUUCUAAGGACAUGUUUAACAUUUUCCACUGUUUGACCUUUAUAGAAUUCAUUGUGAUUUUCAAGUAUUUAAUUCUAGCAUUUAUAAUUUGAUAUGUUUAUGUAAGGGUUUACCUAAGGCAAUUUAAGUUAUAUUUAUGCACUUAUUGAAAGCAACUAGCAACUUGAAAGGGGCACAUUUCAACUGAAUUCACGUAGUUAAGGUAUUUGUCGCAACACAUUUUAACAUGUCAACUACUAAGGAGGAAAUACUGCAGUCUAUUCAUCAAGUAAGCCUUGAAGGCCCUUCCGCAGAAGGUGGCGAUGCAGAGCACCUCGCCCUACGACAGCAGGCUGAACCCAGUAAAGAUACUGAAGAAGCUGCUCAAGACAGUCAGCACCAGUCAGAGACAGUUAACAUACAACAGAUUCCAGAUUUCAGGAGAAGCCAACGCAUACGUAAACUCACAGAAAAGGGAAAAGAGCUGCUAGAUGCCAAAUUAAAUGAUCUAAAAAGGGAUUUUGAAAGGAUGUAUGGAAGGUGGAAGUAUCACGUCAACGGUUUGAAAAGAUCCAUUAAGAACAAUGAUGAUGCAGAUUUGAUUAAUGAGGUUGCGAACAUGAUUAAUACCAUCCAGUCUGAUGUCGAUAAUAUUUAUGACAAAAUCAGAGAUAUUACAAGCCCAGAACCUGAAAUCCGAAGAAAAAAUGACACAUGUCAUGCGAUCACUAGGGUUGCCAACGAAAAGGUCCGAUGCUACCUCGAUGGAGUCUCUGACUUUGAAAUCUUAUCCUGGCCUGAUGCUGAGUCAGUGUUUGACACCACAGUGUCCAGUGUCAUCUCUGCAACUACCAGUAAGUCAAGGACUGGUUCUAAGGGGUCCAAGCAAUCUUUCUACAAGUUACUACAGAAAAAACAUCAAGCAGCGGCUGAUGUAGCAGCCACGCAAGAAAUAAUUAAAAUAAUGAAGACACAACAUCAGUAUGAGGAGGAAAUUCGAAAUCUUGAGGUGGAGGAGCAAAGGUUAAUGGCAGAGAGAGAAGUUGAAGAAAGGGAAAUUGAAGUGGAGAAGGCAAGAAAAAGAGCUCAAUUUAUCUCAGAAAGCACAGCUAGAAAAUUGAGGUUGGAAGAGAAAAGGAAAGAAGUUGAACAGUUGAAGGAAUUGAAAAGGCACAAUGUGGCACAAGCAAGGCUACAAGUAUAUGUCGAAAGCAUUAACGGUGAUGAGGAAGAAAGCUUACCACCUCCUCCCUCUCAGCAAAGCCAAGAGGUUUAUCCUACUCAACCAAAUUUACCAGUCUUUCUCCCUCAACCAGUUAUACCCACCCAAGCUUCUUCCCUGCAUCCUCCUAUGUUCACCUCAGUUUCUUCUCCACAACGAAACAGGUUUUUAGAAACUCCAACCCCACCAUCCGCCACGUUUGCUACCUCUCAUGAAUCUUCUAACGACCUCGUCUACAAGCUCUAG
Molecule: messenger RNA, 2273 nt
Organism: Brienomyrus brachyistius
Lineage: Eukaryota; Metazoa; Chordata; Actinopteri; Osteoglossiformes; Mormyridae
Exons: 3
Coding region: 1053-2273 (406 amino acids)
Source: RefSeq, a predicted model, not a curated record